Gastrolobium bilobum is the source of this 2616-nucleotide messenger RNA. RefSeq names its product glucose-1-phosphate adenylyltransferase large subunit 1-like. The transcript has 14 exons. The coding region runs from base 541 to 2133 and encodes 530 amino acids. Gene Ontology annotation, molecular function: glucose-1-phosphate adenylyltransferase activity. Gene Ontology annotation, biological process: glycogen biosynthetic process. Lineage: Eukaryota; Viridiplantae; Streptophyta; Magnoliopsida; Fabales; Fabaceae. The record is from RefSeq and is a predicted model, not a curated record.
CCAACAUCAUUUAAUUAUAUUUUAUAUGUUACGCUAUAGUUUUUGGAAUUUCAUAUAUAUCAAAGCUGUGAGAUUUUUUCCAUAUUUCUCGUGAGGCCUCUGGCUCACAAGCCAAUAAAGGCAAUCACAAACUUCAACACCACUAGAUCACAUAUCUAGUAAACUUCACUGUAUUCACAUUUGCAUCGUACCCUCAAAUCACUAGUUAGUUCAUUCUGGUUCUUCCUAGAUCAUACUGCAAUUUGCUUAGCUUAGAAUUCCUGUUCUUUAAGGAACUUGGGUAGCAUAUUGUUUUUUAUUUUCUUCAGCUUCCUCGGUGUUGCUUUUCAUAUUCCUACUUCAUUCUGGGGUUGAUUAGAGUAAGAUUUUCUUCCGUUCAUUAUUUUUACAUUAGUGUCACUUUGAUUUUCUGAGUCUCCUGCUUUGUAAUAUCUUUAUGUAAAGUGUACUUCACUUGGUUGCUAAAAGUUGGAACUUCAAAAAGUAUAAACUUUUGAGAUUUGAGUUUUUAGCUCUUUGAAAGGACUUGAAGCCACCACAAUGAUGUCUGCUUGUGUGACCUUGAGAGCCAAUACCCAUUUAGCAAACUCAAGAAAAGAAAGUACUUUUUGUCAAGAUCAUGGUUUUUUAGGUGAGAGAAUCAAAGGGGGUCUGAGUUACAGUCCCUGGAUCAUUAAUCAGUUGGCAAAGAGUUUGAGAACUCAGGAGAAGGUUAAGAAGGCCAAACCUGGUGUUGUAUCUGCUGUUCUUACAUCAAAAUCAAAUAAUACCAAGGAAUACUUGACUUUUCAAGUGCCAUCCUUUCUCAGAAGAAAAGCUGACCCAAAAAAUGUUGUUUCCAUCAUAUUGGGAGGAGGUCCUGGGACUGAACUCUUUCCUCUUACCAAACGAGCUGCCACACCUGCUGUCCCUGUUGGUGGAUGCUACAGGCUUAUAGACAUCCCAAUGAGCAACUGCAUAAACAGUGGCAUAAACAAAAUAUUUGUACUCACCCAAUUCAACUCUGCAUCCCUGAACCGUCAUAUCUCACGCACCUAUUUUGGAAAUGGCGUCAACUUUGGGGAUGGAUAUGUGGAGGUUCUGGCGGCUACUCAAACACCAGGAGAAGCUGGAAAAAGAUGGUUCCAAGGAACCGCAGAUGCUGUGAGGCAAUUUUCAUGGGUAUUUGAGGAUGCCAAGCACACAAACAUUGAGAAUGUAUUGAUCUUGGCUGGAGAUCAUCUAUACCGAAUGGAUUACAUGGACUUUGUGCAGAGUCAUAUUGACAGAAAUGCAGAUAUUACAAUAUCAUGUGCUGCUGUAGGUGACAGCCGUGCAUCAGAUUAUGGAUUGGUCAAGGUAGAUGGCAGAGGCCGUAUCAUCCAAUUUUCAGAAAAACCGAAGGGUGCUGAUCUGAAAGCAAUGCAAGCAGAUACCUCUCUUUUCGGGUUGCCGCCCCAAGAUGUGUUAAAGUCACCAUAUAUUGCAUCUAUGGGGGUCUAUGUAUUCAAGACAGAUGUUUUACUCAAGCUUCUGAAAUGGAGAUAUCCUACAUCCAAUGACUUCGGAUCUGAAAUCAUUCCUGCAGCUGUGGGGGAACAUAAUGUCCAAUCCUAUUUUUUUGGAGACUAUUGGGAAGACAUUGGAACAAUAAAAUCAUUUUACGAUGCUAACUUGGCUCUUACUGAAGAGAAUCCAAUGUUCAAAUUUUAUGAUCCCAAGACACCCAUUUUCACAUCUCCGAGAUUCCUACCACCAACAAAGAUCGAUAAAUGCCGGAUUGUGGAUGCAAUAAUCUCCCAUGGAUGUUUCCUUAGUGGAUGUACUGUCCAAAAUUCCAUUGUGGGUGAACGUUCACGCUUGGAUUAUGGCGUUGAGCUCCUGGACACUGUAAUGAUGGGAGCAGCCUCUUACCAAACUGAAUCCGAAAUUGCUUCUCUGCUGGCAGAAGGAAAGGUUCCCAUUGGGAUUGGAAGCAACACCAAAAUUAGGAAAUGUAUAAUUGACAAGAAUGCAAAGAUAGGGAAAGAUGUCAUCAUCAUGAACAAAGAUGGCAUUCAAGAAGCAGAUAGACCAGAAGAUGGAUUUUACAUUCGAUCAGGAAUCACCAUCAUAAUGGAGAAGGCAACAAUAGAAGAUGGCACUGUCAUAUGAACGGCGUGUAGUGCUUAUUUCAUAGCAUUCAGAGGAACCCCAUCUUUGGGAACCGAAGGGUAGCAGUUGCAACGCUAUGUCCAAUUGAGAAACCAGCACCCUUUUUUUGUUAGAUAUGCAAAAUAGAAGUCUCCCCCAGUACAUGUAAAAAUAAAAUGAAUAAAUAAACGUGAAGUUGAGUGUGAAUUGAAAAGUUGUUUCCUCCCUUAGUGUUACUAUUAUACUGGUGAUAAUGAACGUGAAGUUGGAGAGGUGCAAAAGCGGAAGAGUUGGCUAAAUGUGAAGUUGAGUAAAUUGAAUAAAUUAGUAUCUCUGCAAAUUGCUGGCAUUAUGAACGUCUCAGAAAAUGGGUUGUCACUUAAAGCCUCAAUCACGAUUAUCAAAAGUGGGUGUAGAUUGAUUCUUCAUUAAUUCUGGCUCUGCCCUCCAACAAAUUCGUCAUCACAUAUACAUCAGCUCAAUACACAGCAUGAAAUAUUGACU